Molecule: messenger RNA, 1110 nt
Organism: Symbiodinium natans
Lineage: Eukaryota; Dinophyceae; Suessiales; Symbiodiniaceae
Source: the annotation of a GenBank genome assembly
AUGGCUGCCGCCGCGCCCGUCUCCGUGCCACUUAAGGACACCCACAUAUCGAGGGCAAGGAGGGUGAAGGUUGCGGCCUGUCACACGUGCGACGGAGGACCCGCGCUUGUUCGUGCCCGUGGCUCCUCCAGCUUCGACCUUGGUGAGAUCGACGAGCGUGCUCAAAAAGCUUGUUCCAUGUUACAUGCCUGUGCUGUGCACGCUCCUGAGCCCUCGUGUGUUGUGACCACCACGGCCCUUGCCCCUGCAUUUCAGGGCAACAUGCUGUGGAUGCAGCCCAAGCUGCCAGCCAAGCUGGCGCGGAUCCGGGCAUUUCAUGAAACGGCAAGCUUCGCAAUCACCUGCGGAAUCUCAGGCCACGGUGCCCUUGCAGAAGCCGGGCCCCGCCGCAAGGCCCGCGUGGGUUUGCAAAGCCUGCCUUUGUCAUGCUCUGGAAAGUUUUUGCUUCAGCAGGUCCUUCGCUCCAGUAGCCAGCGCGACGAAGACCGUCGUGCACCCACCCAGGUGGACACGUGGGGAUAUCCGGACAGCGUCACGAUUAGACACUCUGAGCCCAUGGCUGCCACCGCGCUGGUGGGGCCGGACUUCGCCGUACCGUUGGAGAAGGGCGUCGAGAAGCUCACUCCAGCGGAGGUCUUCGAGCUCAUGUCUGCCAAGAAGUGCGUGCUCCUCGAUGUUCGCGAUGCUGAUCGCGCAGCUGGCUGCAUCGAGGUCGGCGGGUGGGUGCUGGGUGCUGCUGGGAAGUAUCAGGCGGACACGCUCGUCUUCCAUUGCCUGUACUCCUUGCACCGCGGCCCUCAGCCGGAAGCCGAGAUGAAUGGGGCGUUUCGCGGCAUGUCGUCAGCUUGCAAGAUCGUCGUUCGCCUCGAGCAUCUCUGCAUAUCUCUACUCGCCUUCGCUGCAAGGUGCGCAAAUUGGUACCGCAAGCAGGCGGACCUGAAGCAGCCGGGGCCUGAAAGGAUCCGGACGGGCCUGUGCCAUGAGGCAUGUCGUGGCAGUCAUGGCAUGUUCCUGCAGUCAUUCGGAGUGUCGAUGCAACGUAGCGUGUUCAUGCCUUGCGGCCAUUCUUGGCAGCCUGUGAGAGCAGCGGCCACAGGCGAGUGGCCGUGA